Molecule: messenger RNA, 944 nt
Organism: Saccostrea echinata
Lineage: Eukaryota; Metazoa; Mollusca; Bivalvia; Ostreida; Ostreidae
Product: pyrimidodiazepine synthase-like
Exons: 5
Coding region: 58-783 (241 amino acids)
Biological process (GO): glutathione metabolic process
Cellular component (GO): cytoplasm
Molecular function (GO): glutathione transferase activity; glutathione dehydrogenase (ascorbate) activity
Source: RefSeq, a predicted model, not a curated record
GGACAGAUCACAUAUAAAAGUCUACCUGCGCAUCAUCAGCUUCAAUUAACUUCAGUCAUGCCAAAUCAAAAGGCUUUUUCCGCAGGUUCCAAAGUCCCUACCUUAGAAAAUGGCGUUCUUCGAGUGUACAGUAUGAGGUUCUGUCCAUAUGCUCAACGAACACUCUUGGUGUUGGCUCACAAAAAUAUACCGUACGAAGUAGUCAACAUAAACCUGAAAAGUAAACCAGAAUGGUUCCUACAGAAGAAUCCUAUCGGCAAAGUGCCCGUUCUGGAACAAGAUGACAAAAUCGUGUACGAGUCCCUCAUCUGUUGUGACUACCUUGACCAGGUGUAUCCCCAAAACAGACUGACUCCUGAGGACCCUUACCGCCAGGCUCAGGAUAAAAUGCUCAUAGAACAUUUUGCUCAGAUGAUGACGGAGUUCUAUAAAGUCCGCCAAGGACCCCCUGCUGAGAUACCUGCUGGCUUGGAAAAGUUUCGUAAACAAAUGAUCAGAUUUGAAACAGAAAUACAGAAGAGGGGAGAUUACUUCGGAGGUAACAAAAUACAGAUGAUAGACUUUAUGAUUUGGCCCUGGUUUGAGAGGAUCUUUAUCAUGGAGAAAAUGCUUUCCCAAAUAAUCUUGUCGGAUGAAUCUUUGCCAAAAUUAUUACAAUGGACGUUGAGGAUGUCGGAAUGUUUAGCCGUCAAGCAAUGUCGUAGGCCUGUUGAACAACAUAUGGAAUUUUUCAAAACUUCAAAAAUGGGCGUUCCAAACUAUGACGUAGGUUUGGAAGAGUAAAAUCAGCUGGUUAAAAUGAAUUUUUAAAAAUGCUGACAUUAUGAACUCUCUGAUAGAUUAUCAAGUCAUUAUCCUAUGUAAUGUUAAAAUGCUUUUUUUUCUCUUUGCUGUUUUUACUACAUUGUAACAGGUAUAUAUUUUAUUGUUAAAUAAAAUUCGUU